Messenger RNA from Arabis nemorensis, 438 nucleotides. NCBI's taxonomy places the organism in Eukaryota, Viridiplantae, Streptophyta, Magnoliopsida, Brassicales, Brassicaceae. The record is from the annotation of a GenBank genome assembly.
AUGGCAGCAACAUUUGCAACCCCAUCGACGGUGAUUGGCCUCGCCGGAUCAUCAGUUUCUCCCAUCAACUCCAAACCAUUCUCUUCAUCCUUUUUAAAACCAACAUUAAGUGCAAAGAACCCUCUAAGACUCGCCGGUGCAUCUGGAGGAAGAUUCACUUGCUUUGAGAGGAACUGGUUGAGGAGAGAUCUGAACGUGGUAGGGUUUGGACUGAUCGGAUGGUUAGCUCCAUCGAGUAUUCCGGCGAUAAACGGGAAGAGUCUUACGGGUCUUUUCUUUGAGAGCAUUGGAACUGAGCUUGCUCACUUCCCAACUCCGCCAGCUCUCACUUCACAGUUCUGGCUGUGGUUGAUUACGUGGCACUUGGGUCUCUUCCUCUGCCUUACCUUCGGACAAAUCGGAUUUAAGGGCAGGACCGAGGAUUACUUCGAAAAAUAA